This is a messenger RNA of Babesia sp. Xinjiang, 2526 nucleotides long. RefSeq names its product SUMO-activating enzyme subunit 1 (gene sae1). The coding region runs from base 1 to 2526 and encodes 841 amino acids. Gene Ontology annotation, molecular function: SUMO activating enzyme activity. Gene Ontology annotation, cellular component: cytoplasm; SUMO activating enzyme complex. The transcript has 7 exons. The record is from RefSeq and is a predicted model, not a curated record. Gene Ontology annotation, biological process: protein sumoylation. Lineage: Eukaryota; Apicomplexa; Aconoidasida; Piroplasmida; Babesiidae.
AUGGUUCCAAAUGCGCCAUCUACGGGUGGCGUUACCUUAUCCACUAAAGAUGUUUCUUGCUUACUCCAUCCGUCCGUUACGGAGGCAGGGCAUAAUGUCGAUUUUGUCCAAGAACGUGGGAAAUGUGAUUUAGAGGCACACAGCAAUCUAGAUUUCAAGCAUACUUCUACACUUUCUAAUCAUGAAGCCUUGUUGUAUGAUCGGCAAAUUAGACUUUGGGGAAUAGAAGCACAACGAAAAAUGAUGGAUGCAAGUAUAAUGUUUUUAGGCAAAAAUGGAAUCCAAGAGGAGGCGAUAAAAAAUUUGCUACUCGCAGGCAUGAAUGUAACUCUCGCCAACGAUCUGCUGGUAACUGAACAAGAUGUGAAACACAGUUUUUUCUUAAUGGAGUCCGAUGUGGGCAGCAACCAUGCCGAAGCUUUGGUGCAUAGGUUGCGUGAAAUGAUUUUAGAUAAAAACAAGGUCGAAUCAAUUAACAACGGAAUGGUAAAAGACAUUUAUGUGGAAGGUACACAAACAUAUGAAAUGGACGAUGUACUAUUGGCACGUUACGACGCCGUAGUGUUUGCUGUGGAAACCUAUCCUCUGACAAAAAUGGUGAGUGCAAAACCGAUGUACCUGUUUGAAUUGAUAAACGUAUACAACAAUUCUACGCAACAGUCAAAGCGUAUUGUUAUGCCCCGAUUUCCAAGGAACUGUGACACGUCGAUUAAAACCAUUGUGGCAUAUCUGCUGAUACAAAGCUGGUGCCCAGCAGUCAUCACUGAUACAUACACAAUUACACGUAUUAUGCAUCAGGUGGAAGACAUUUGUCAUGUUGUUGAGGCUAACGUCGAUGAAGUGUUAACCUUCUUUGAAACGCAGGGAAAGCACUGCGCCAUCACGAGCGGCGUUCUAGGUGGAUAUCUAGCACUGGAGAUAAGGAAGUUUGUCACCAAGCAACACGAAACAAUCCCUAGCUUGUGUGUAUUUGAUAUGUCAAGAUCCGCGCGCGAUGGAAACAGUUGGUGGGCCAAAAUGAAAUCAACAUCGUUUUUGCAACUCGUUUUGACGAUUACCUUCUCAACCACGCCUAUCCCAGCUCUGAGGCUUCUAAAAAGGUCUAAUACUGUUUGUUGUGGUAGCUAUUUGUGUACGAAUCCUGCAAGUACCGUGUCUGAUGGCAAUUUCGGUACAAGCUCGACCCAUGAUGGCAAAAUUUAUGGCGACCAAAAUGUUCAAAAUUACCGUAGUUGCUUUCUUUAUAACACCAAACACGGUGCUCAUUCUGACAGGGCUGCACGAAUAACUGGGCUUUCAUCACGCGAUAAAGGAAAAGAAGUUGACGAAGUAUUUCGAACGUUAUGCAGCUCUCUCAAAUCCAAGAAGACCACCUUCAUUGAUCUUCAACAUCGUCUACAGGCUGCAGGUAUUACCCUUGAAGGUUGCAAGACUCCUGAAGAUGUCGUCCUAAGAGUGGCGAAGCUUGAGGUGCUCGGGAAAGAACGUGUGGCGGAUGAAAUAUGUAAAUCCAAUCCCACGUUCCAAACCCUCUUGAAUGAUGUACUAACCGGCAACAUAACCGCUUAUAGUAGAAAAAAUGAUAGAGACAGGGUACAGUAUAUACAAAAGAUGAAGGACACCCUCAAUGCGAAGAACAUAGCCUUCGAUCCGAACGGUACUGACGACGAGAUCAUAAAACUUGUCUCUGAAGUUGAAUCUCGGGAUAUGAUUGCAUUUCAAGUGCCUUCCACAAAGCCAUGCAACGAAAUGAGUCAACGUAUAGACUCGUACAAAGAUGAAGCCGAUUCCAUUUUUGCCGUUUAUAAGCGCAUCAAGGAUGAUAGAAUACGUAACUAUUUCAUAUCUCAAGUGAAGGAUGAACUGCAAUCGCUUUCGGUAGACUACAACGAUUGCAAAAAGGAUGAGGAUUAUAUCAAUAGACUUGCUUAUGGCAGAGUAUUUCCAAGCGAAGUAAAACUUAGUACUGGGCCACACAAUGCGGCAUCGAACCACUCCGCAUACGUACCGUCUGAUGAUGUGGGUAUUGAUGAUUUUGAUCCAUUCAGUGCUAUGUUUGGCCUAGGUGGUGCGCAGGGACUUUUCGAUAUAAAUGAUGGUAUCUUCGAUAAUACUUCUGGGAUGUCUAGCAUAUUCGAGGAGGAUGGAUCGAUGGGCGGAGGUUUUUCUAUACUUAAAGACAUCGCAAAAAUGUUUGGUGUGAAUCUAGGAAACGAUAAAAAAAAUAAAAUCGUCUUCGAACAUCAAGAUUUGCCCGGUGCCAGUCAAGCACGUGAAUCUACGGAUGAUAUUAUGCCCACUGAACAGGAACCAGAUCACGAAUUGCAAGACGCAUUUGUUAAAGUAAAGGAUAGCAAAGAUCAAGUUCUUUUACAAUUGCUCACCAAAUCUGCAAAGGACCCGACGCUGCGUAAGGCCCUGAAAAUAGCAUUUUCUGAUGGUUAUGAAACAGCGCGUGAACGUUAUAUAAACGAUAAGUCGGCCUUGUACAUUCUGGAAAAGUUCCAUGAACGUGGGAUGUUUUAG